Molecule: messenger RNA, 2423 nt
Organism: Erpetoichthys calabaricus (reedfish)
Lineage: Eukaryota; Metazoa; Chordata; Cladistia; Polypteriformes; Polypteridae
Gene: fastkd2
Product: FAST kinase domains 2
Exons: 12
Coding region: 127-2052 (641 amino acids)
Biological process (GO): regulation of mitochondrial mRNA stability; mitochondrial RNA processing
Cellular component (GO): mitochondrial matrix; ribonucleoprotein granule
Molecular function (GO): RNA binding
Source: RefSeq, a predicted model, not a curated record
CUCAAAGUAUCGGUGCACCGGGAGCCUCCUGCGCUAACGCGAGUCGAGCCGCCUUCUCCUUCAGGUACCCGGUGUCCUGUGCCAAAGACCACACACACCGUACACCAGUCCCUGGACGACCCAGUCAUGUGCGCCCCCCGCUCUGGAAGGCGGCUCCUUACGCUGUUCCUUGAGGGAUUUUCAGCAGGGCUGCAAUCAAACAUCGGAGCCUCUUUGAGACCUCGCCCACUAGCGCUGCAUCACAAGGUCUUCGGUGCCCAUCUGACAUAUGGAGCCACCAGCCGGUUUUACUCUGUGAAGCCCACCCAUGAUCAGGAUGUGAAGGAGCCGGGUUGGACCGAACCAGAUUCGGAUGCAGCCAAGUUACCCGCUGUCGCCAGUGUCUCGGCUGAAGCAGACGUGCAGCAACGCCAUCCGGCUCAUUUCGCCAAGUUCUGUGCCCAGCUCCAGCAGUGCAGGUCGCCGUCUGACGUUUUAGACUUGAGUGUGAAAUACACGCUGCCCGCCCGGGAGCUGAGCAACUGCUUCAGUCACAUGUGGCAGACGACGAAGAAGAUGACCGAGGAGCAGAGGCACUACGAGAAGAGCCUCAUGUUUGAGCACCCGGCCUUUGGCACCUUGUGUGAGAGGGCCAUGCAGCUGGCGCGCCACAUGAGCUGUCUCGACGUAGCCUACUGCCUGCUGGCCCUGGUCAAGCUGGACGUGUCUCAGCGCAGUCGGGUGGUGCAGACGCUUCUGAGGGUGGCGCAGGAAAAACUGAACCGGUUUGACGAGAAGGCGCUGUCCUUACUGGCCAGCUGCCUGCCUGAGAUGGACAGCUGCAAGAACGUGGACGCCCUGAAGACGGGCCUGCAGCUACUGGUGGAAAGCCGCACUCCCCAAAUUAAAAGUGUCAUUACCCUGCAGACUUUGAUGAGGUGCGUUGGGAAGGACGCCCCAUUGUCUCUGAAGAGGAAACUGGAGCAUAAAGCCCUGACAAUGGCGCAGCAGUUUUCUUUGCCCAAUGCCCAGUACAUGUUCACCACUCUGGCAUGCAUGGACUUCAUGUCUGUGGCUCUUCUGGACAUCUGCAGUACCAUGAUCAUUGAGAACAUCACUGGCAUCCCCUUCUGGAGGCUGGUCAGUGUGCUGCAGGCCUCACGGGACCUCCACUAUCGCAAUGUUGCCCUCUUCUCUGCCAUCGCAGAAUACGUGACCUCCACCUUGGACAUGUGGCAGAUGAAGCAGGUGAUGCACUUCCUGAGCCUUUUUGAGGAGCUUACCUUCCUCCCCACUGGUCUGAUGGACGUCUUGGCAAAGAAGGUGAUGGCAGAGACCCCGUCUGUCACCCAGAAAGAACUCCUGACCAUCCUGAGAGUCUACUCCUCGCUCAACUACAUGCCAAAGGGGUGCAGACAAGAGUUCCUUGACUGUUUGAGCUCCAGCUUUGAAGGCUACCACCCCAAGAUGUCAGACGUGGACCUCCUGAGGGGUGCAUUUGCUCUGUGUCUUCUCGGCCACUUGUCACCGGCUUCCUUGGACAGGCUCAUGCAGAACGAUGUGCAGGAAGGCCUCCUCUCCACAGACCCCUACAUCUCUGAGAGGCACAAGCAGCUGCUCCAUUACAUCAGCCUCUGCCAGGAAUUGGACCGGCCUGACCCCCCUCAUCACCUCAGUGUCUCAAGGAGGCCACCGCUAGACCUGCCAUCGAACCCCAGUGUGCACAGGGCUCUUCAGGAGGCCCUGGGUGAGGCUGACUGCCAGCAGGGGGUCAUCUUGGAAAACGAGUAUGACAUUGAUUUUGAAGUCACGUUGACUGAUGCCCAACCCCAGGGAGCAGAGGAGGGGCGCUGCCAGAGGGUUGCCGUCCUUUGUCUUCCUCCCUACGCCUUCUGUCUCGGCACCCAGCAUCCCAGAGGCCGGCUGGCCAUGAAGGUGCGGCACCUGACGGCUCUCGGCUACCUGGUGGUCAUGGUACCAGAAGCCAGCUUUGAGAAGAUGCCACAGCAGGAGAGGGUGCAGUUUCUGAGGAGCCAGAUCUUCCCUGCCGGGCAGCCCGUCUCGGUGGAGUGAACGGUGAGCGACGUGGCAUCGUCCGUCCUGUUCAUGUUCUGACGUACUGGGUCUCUCUAUGGAGCGGCCGCUCUGAUGGCUCUCAGUGACUUGCUGUCAGCCCAGGGAUGUGAACUGAUGCAGGGCCACAUGCUAGGGACCUGCUGCUGACCACAGGCAUGAGUGUCACUUGCACACCUUCUUGCUGGCAGGGACUCGAGUGUGGUGAGGAGCGUGGCACACUGCUGGCACGUAAACAGGAAGUGAUGUGUAAGAGAGAGGCUGCACCCGUGUGCUCAGCUCAGGGGAGGCCCAGUGACAGGGACUCGCUGGGUGACGCGGUCAGGCCACCUCUCUGUCAAGAAAUUACAAAUAAAGAAAAGCUGAGGGUG